AUGGGUGAUAACUCCAUUAUUGGUGUUGUUGCUGCUGCCUUCGCAAAUUUGUGUGUUUUUGACUCUAUUCCAGAUACUGGCUCCAAUACUUGGAUAAUUGACACUGGUGCUUCUGAUCAUAUGACUUAUGAUACUAAAUUUUUUGAUGAGUUGUCUAGUAACACCUGUGACCCAUACAUAACUAGUGCUAAUGGCUUGCCCUCUCCAAUUACUGGUGAGGGCACAAUCUCUCUCACUCCUACCUUGUCCUUGUCUUGUGCGUUACUAGUUCCCAAUAUCCAUUGUAACUUGUUAUCUGAUCUUAAGACUCAUGAUAUGAUUGGGCAUGGUAAACGGAUAGGGGGGAGUCAUCGUACUGUGUUUCCUUUGAGUGACAGUAAAGCUGCCAAGCCUUUUGAUUUAGUGCAUUAUGAUGUGUGGGGUCCAGCUCGCGUUACUUCAAACGGAUUUCGUUGGUUCAUUAUAUUUAUUGAUGAUUGUACCCAACUCACUUGGGUUUUCUUGUUGAAAAAUAAACAUGAUGUUGCUUCCAUCCUUCCAGAGUUCUGUAUUAUGGUGUUUACUCAGUUUCAUGCUCGGGUCAAAGUAUUUCGGACUGAUAAUGGAGGCGAAUAUGUGAAUAACACUUUGACAUCUUUCUUCCGUGCUCAAGGUAUUAUUCACCAAACGACAACCUCAUUUACUCCUCAGCAGAAUGGUGUGUCUGAACGCUAG
Prunus armeniaca (apricot) is the source of this 714-nucleotide messenger RNA. NCBI's taxonomy places the organism in Eukaryota, Viridiplantae, Streptophyta, Magnoliopsida, Rosales, Rosaceae. The record is from the annotation of a GenBank genome assembly.